AUGUCUUUGGCGUUUAGAGGUUUGAGAUCCUACAGAGGGAUUGGGCUUAGAGGCCUUUCGACCACCACCAAGGUGAUGUCGUCGUACCAACACCCGGACUUUUCCAACUACCUUAGCAAGGACGAAGGCAAGAACAAAGCUUUCACCUACGUCAUGGUUGGUUCCAUGGGUUUGUUGAGUGCCGCCGGUGCCAAGUCGACCGUCGAAGCUUUCCUUUCCUCGUUUGCUGCUUCGGCCGAUGUGUUGGCCAUGGCUAAGGUCGAAGUCAAGUUGGGUGCUAUCCCUUUGGGCAAGAACGUUAUUGUCAAGUGGCAAGGUAAGCCUGUGUUCAUCAGACACAGAACUCCCGAAGAAAUUGAAGAAGCCAACGACGUUGACAUCAAGUCUUUGAGAGACCCGCAAACUGACGCCGAUAGAGUGAAGAAGCCUGAAUGGUUGGUCAUGAUCGGUAUCUGCACCCACUUGGGUUGUGUGCCUAUCGGUGAAGCCGGUGACUUCGGCGGUUGGUUCUGCCCCUGUCACGGUUCCCACUAUGACAUCUCUGGUAGAAUCAGAAAGGGUCCUGCUCCGUUGAACUUGGAAAUCCCCGCUUACGACUUCACCGACGACGAAACCUUGUUGGUCGGGUAA
Messenger RNA from Diutina rugosa, 630 nucleotides. It is a transcript of the gene RIP1, whose product is annotated as ubiquinol--cytochrome-c reductase catalytic subunit. Gene Ontology annotation, molecular function: quinol-cytochrome-c reductase activity; 2 iron, 2 sulfur cluster binding. Gene Ontology annotation, biological process: mitochondrial electron transport, ubiquinol to cytochrome c. Bases 1 to 630 code for a protein of 209 amino acids. The transcript has a single exon. The record is from RefSeq and is a predicted model, not a curated record. NCBI's taxonomy places the organism in Eukaryota, Fungi, Ascomycota, Pichiomycetes, Serinales, Debaryomycetaceae. Gene Ontology annotation, cellular component: membrane.